This is a messenger RNA of Paramecium pentaurelia, 529 nucleotides long. NCBI's taxonomy places the organism in Eukaryota, Ciliophora, Oligohymenophorea, Peniculida, Parameciidae. The record is from the annotation of a GenBank genome assembly.
AUGAAAGAAACAAAAAGUGAUUCUUUAUCACAUACAACAUUUUAAGAUUAAAGUACAACUGACCUUAUUAUCUAAUAACAAUUAUCCCAAUUAACCAAAUAGAAACAGCGGCAAAGCCAAAAGAUUGUAAAAAAAGGAAAGAUCAAUAAAUUCAAGAAUUGGAGUUAAGAUGACACUAAAAAAUUUUUUAGAAGUCUUUAAUUAUUUGGAACUGAUUUUUACAUGAUCAAUUAUUUGUUCAAUGACAGAACUAGAACUCAAUUAAAAGUACUCUAUUUUAUUUUAUUAUUUCUCUAGCGUAAAUUUAAGAAAGAAAGAAAUAAUGCUGAACUCCAAGCAUCCUUGAAAAAAUGUAGAAGAACAUAAAUUAUGAAAUUAAGAGAAAGGUUAUCUAUUUUAAAAACAGAGCAUCAAUAAAUUAAUAAGACUGAAACCUUAACUUAAUUUACCAGGAAGAGAUUCGAAUCACUGGCUAGUGUAGAUAGUUUAGAUAUAUAACUAGUGGAAGAACUACGACAAUUAGAAUGAC